Molecule: messenger RNA, 1506 nt
Organism: Culicoides brevitarsis
Lineage: Eukaryota; Metazoa; Arthropoda; Insecta; Diptera; Ceratopogonidae
Product: transmembrane protease serine 9-like
Exons: 3
Coding region: 1-1506 (501 amino acids)
Biological process (GO): proteolysis
Molecular function (GO): serine-type endopeptidase activity
Source: RefSeq, a predicted model, not a curated record
AUGAUGGUUGAGUUGAGAUUUGUAUCAGUUUUAGUUUUGAAAAUGUUCCGAUUACUUCUAACUCUUGUAAGUGUUUUAGCUGUUGUUUCAGCAGCUUCUUUAGCGGCAAGCGACAAACGUCGUAUUAUUGGCGGAGGUCCUGACAUCAUCGACAAUCAUCCUUAUGUAGUUUCUGUGCAAUAUGUCAACACUCAUAUUUGUGGCGGCGUCAUUCUCUGCCCCCGUAGAGUUAUGACCGCAGCUCAUUGUUUGAACUAUGAAGAAGAUAUGCACUAUUAUUCGGUUCGUGCUGGUUCGACAUAUCAUGCAAGCGGCGGUCAACAAGUUGGAUUCGCUUCAUGGCAAAAACAUCCAAGCUACGAUGGGCAUUACAAUGAUAUUGCUAUGAUCAGAUUGAAUGCUUCAUUAGUCUUCAAUUCAUUCGUUUCGGCGGCAAUUCCCAUGGAUGGAUCCUUCACGCCUCCAUCAAACCAACAAUAUUCAAUUGCUGGAUGGGGAAUUCUCGGAAAUGGAACAUCCCCAGCAAAUUUGCAUUCUGUAUCAAUCCCAAGAUUCAACCAAACUGCUUGUGAAGCAUUAUAUGGCGGAUCUCCGCCAUUGGUUAACAGCAAUGCCCUUUGUGCCGGAGUACUUGGAAGCAAGGAUACAUGUUCGGGAGAUUCAGGAAGCCCCUUGAUGAUUGGAUCGACAAAUAUUGUCGUCGGAAUUUCCGCAUGGGGAUGGGGAUGUGCAUCUGUAACCUAUCCAGGAGUCUACACUCGUGUUUACAGCUAUUUGACUUUCAUUAAUAACCAAAUGCCUAACACUGAAGAGUGCCCAAACGGGGGUCCUGAUACUAUCUCCAAUCAUCCUUGGGUAGCUUCUAUACAAUAUGUCAAUACUCACAUUUGUGGCGGCGUGAUUCUCUGCCCUACACGAGUUAUGACUGCAGCUCAUUGUUUGAACUAUGAAGAAGAUAUGCGAUACUAUACGGUUCGUGCGGGAUCGACAUAUCAUGCGAGUGGCGGUCAAGUUAUUGGAAUGUAUGAAUGGAAUAAACAUCCGAGCUACGAUGGGCAUUACAAUGAUGUUGCGAUAGUUAGAUUGAACAGUUCUUUAGUAUUUGGUACUGACGUUGCUGCGGCAAUUCCUAUGGAUGGAUCUUUCACUCCUCCGUCAAACCAACAAUAUGUGAUUGCUGGAUGGGGAAUGCUUGGAAAUGGUUCUUACCCUGCAAAUUUGCAUUCUGUAUCGAUUCCAAGAUUCAAUCAAACUGCUUGUGAAGCAUUGUACGGCGGAUCUCCGCCAUUGGUAAAUUCAAAUAUGCUUUGUGCAGGCGUUCUUGGAAUAAUGGAUACGUGUACAGGAGAUUCGGGAGGCCCGUUGAUGGUUGGAUCGGGAAAUAUUGUCGUUGGUAUCGCUUCAUGGGGAUGGGGAUGUGCAUCUGUUACAUAUCCGGGAGUUUACAUGCGUGUUUACAGCUACUUGACUUUCAUUAAUAACCAAUUAGCAAGUUGUCCUACGUAA